Molecule: messenger RNA, 1166 nt
Organism: Schistocerca piceifrons (Central American locust)
Lineage: Eukaryota; Metazoa; Arthropoda; Insecta; Orthoptera; Acrididae
Product: putative peptidyl-prolyl cis-trans isomerase dodo
Exons: 3
Coding region: 133-612 (159 amino acids)
Cellular component (GO): cytosol; nucleus
Molecular function (GO): peptidyl-prolyl cis-trans isomerase activity; protein binding
Source: RefSeq, a predicted model, not a curated record
AAUGGAGUGCGCUGUAACGUAGAUUUGGUCGAGACAUAUCGCAGCGCAUAUUUUACGAUUUUCGGUGGACCGCCUUUUCUGUAGACGUGCAGCUGCGUAAAGUGUGCGAUUUAACCGAUUUUAAGAUUGAUUAUGGCAGAGGAAGAAUUACCGUCAGGGUGGGAAAAGCGUUUGAGCAGGUCAACUGGACAGCACUAUUAUCUUAAUGUGUAUACUAAAGAGAGCCAGUGGGAUCGUCCUGACAAACCUGCAGAACCUGUAUCCAGCAGUGGACCAGAGCAAGUGCAAUGCAGUCAUUUGCUUGUGAAGCAUCAGAAUUCACGGAGGCCAUCUUCUUGGAGGGAAGACACUAUUACACGCACAAAAGAGGAGGCUUUAGAGCUUGUCAAGUCAUAUCGUGAACAAAUUGUAUCAGGACGGGCGUCGUUCGCAGAACUGGCACAGAAGUAUUCAGACUGCAGUUCAGCGAGGCGAGGUGGUGACUUGGGACCCUUCGGCCGAGGUGCUAUGCAGCGACCAUUUGAACAGGCAGCAUUUGCUCUUAAAGUAGGCGAGCUCAGUGAGCCUGUCACUACUGAUUCAGGGAUUCACAUUAUUUUACGCACUGCAUAGGAGUAUCAACUAUACGUCUUGCUUACAGCAAAUUAUUUUAUUCAAAAUGCGUUACAGGUAUUACUUAAUUUGUUCAUGAUGUAAAAUAUGUAUAAAUUAAUGAAGGUCAUUAUUCAAAUGAUGCAUAGCUGGCAUUAGCAAACACUUCAGUGAAGUAUAGUAUGUGUUUUAAAUAUGAUCUGAGACAACGUCUAAACUAUUGUUAUACUUAGGAAUGGUGGAAAAUUGGUUAACCAUAAAAACAGUUAUCUGAUGAGAAAAGAUGGUCAUAAUGUAAGCAGUUGUUGAAUUAUUUACUGCAGAGCAGCUUUUAUUUUGCAUUGUUAUGUCUGCAAUUUUUUUCCCCAAGUUCAUUUAUUUUGUAUCGAAGGAGAAGGAUUGAAUCCUAUUUCUAGUUAAAAAUUGUUAAAUCACAAAAAUCUUUUAGUUAGUGGCAUCAGUUUGUGCAUUUAUAAAUAAAUACAUACUGUAUCUGAGUACAUCCAUUUUUUCAAUAUUUAGUUCAAAGACUGUGUAUUGUUUGUAAAGAAGGAAUGUAGGUUCAUCUUUUACUG